Laccaria bicolor S238N-H82 is the source of this 1710-nucleotide messenger RNA. RefSeq lists its product as uncharacterized. The transcript is spliced from 9 exons. NCBI's taxonomy places the organism in Eukaryota, Fungi, Basidiomycota, Agaricomycetes, Agaricales, Hydnangiaceae. The record is from RefSeq and is a predicted model, not a curated record. Bases 1 to 1710 code for a protein of 569 amino acids.
AUGUCUUCACCUCUAAGCUCCAUCUCCAGGUCUGGAUCUGAAAAUUCUACAGGUUCUGGUUGUGCUGCCAAUGGUGACUCGGUUCGGGAAUGUAUAGGCUUGGAUGCGGCAGCACUUCUCCAGGCACUGCAAGAUGCGCAUCGACAGCUCAACUCUUUGAAAGCGGAAAAUUCAGAACUUCGCCAGGAACUUGCUUCUCUACGUUGCAAAAUUCCUCAAGGCAACAUUUCGAGUGCAUCCAAUCUGUCUAGUGAUCUCUCUGCGUACGAUGAGGAAAUCACAAAAUUUGGCAAAGUCUUCAUGCACUGUUUUUCUUUGUGGAUCAACCCCGCCCCUCCUUCACCAUUUUGUGCUCCUUGUCCUUCCUUCCAGUGGAACAGUCAGGAUCGGUAUCUAGAUGCUGAUUCAAUCACUUCCGGUCCAACAUCAGAGCUAUAUGCAUGUGUUCCUCCAAAAUUCCACGAUUAUAUGGGGAAGCACGAAUGGUUUCAAGAUAUUUUCAUGGCGAGUGUGUCCUCUGGCCACUCCAACAUGCUUCUGCGUGCACGCACCCAUGCAGCGCUCAUUUUUAACAUGACCUCAACAUUAUUUGAAACGAAUCCAAAGGGCGAUGACAAGGGCCGAAUGGCAAACAAUCCUGAACUAGUGCGUCUGCUUGGCUACAAACCCAAUGGUAAAUUGGCCAAAGAACACUAUCCAUCGAGUCCCCCUGUUCUAUUUGCCAAUGAUAACAUCAACGCUGUCGAGGGUUUCUUGAAGAAUAAAAUCCUCAUCUCUUGUGCUACACAGAUGGGCCGUCUCUUGGCAUAUGGUCUGAGAGCUUUGAAUGGCCGGAGUCAGAAACUCACAUUCAAUAGAAACAGCCCCCUUCACAGCGAUCCGGAGAUGAACAAGGAUGGCAUUGGGAAAUUUACAGGCAUCAACUAUUUUAAUGAGGCAGAGGCAUACAAAAAACAGCUAAUCGAAAACCAAGACUCACCAAUCGUCUGGAAGUUGUUGGACUACUGGAAUGUGGAAGUGUUCCCUUCCUUGCAUCUUGCCUCCAACCCUCAAUCAGAUGAAGAAGACGAUUUGGCAACCGUGCCUGUGCUUCAACCACAGCCAAUUUCUGUGGCAGCACCUGGACCUGCUGGGCCCGCUUCAACCGAGUUGAUGCCGAUGACGACCCCAGUUGCUCCUUACAUGGCUCCUGCAGCUAUACCCAAUUCAAAUGCACCGCCGCGAGCCCCAAGACUUAAGCAGCACAACACAAAAAACUCGAAAGCACCCAUUGCUGCCGACAUAGAACUCGUCACUAAUGAAUCACUUGGUGGACUGGUCAGUGUGGCCCACGGAGAAACUGAUGUAGGCCUUGCACCACUGACCAUUCCCAAUCCCAUUGCCGUUGAUGCACCCCUACCCCCAGUCAAACCUACUCACGGCGCACAUGCAAAGAAAACCCCCCCAGUUACGGCUGAUCCUGAACUGACUGCACCUCCUCGAAGGACAUGCGGUGCUGGCGUGAGGGCGAAGACCAAUGCAAACACAAACAUUGCAAACUACCUAAUUAAAGCGUGGAUCACUUUAGCUACUAUUUUUGGUGCUUUGUGGUCAUCAAUACAUACUAUUCUGCAUCUUGAGUUUGGAAACUAUAGACAAGUCAGUAAGAUGUAUAAAGUGGCUCAACUACAACACAAUACACUGCCUACGGAAUAUAACAAGAGUUUGUAA